Penicillium malachiteum is the source of this 1179-nucleotide messenger RNA. RefSeq names its product agmatinase. The transcript is spliced from 8 exons. Gene Ontology annotation, molecular function: metal ion binding; agmatinase activity. NCBI's taxonomy places the organism in Eukaryota, Fungi, Ascomycota, Eurotiomycetes, Eurotiales, Aspergillaceae. The coding region runs from base 1 to 1179 and encodes 392 amino acids. The record is from RefSeq and is a predicted model, not a curated record.
AUGAGAUUGGUUGUAGCUGGAGUUACUGCCUUGGUCGGCCUGGCAGCGGCCCAUGGAAGUCAUGAUCAAACUCCCCUUGCAGGUCCAUACAAAGACAUUUGGUACAAUACCCUCCCAGGUGAUGGAGGCACACAGGCGGACUCGGUAUUCUCUGGAGUAUCCACGUUCGGUCGUCUUCCGUACUCUCCUUGCUUGGCCACCGACGAUGUGCAAUACGAUAUCGCGUUCCUCGGUGCUCCCUUUGAUACUGGAACAUCCUACCGACCUGGUGCACGAUUUGGCCCUAGUGGUAUUAGACAAGGAUCUCGUCGCCUGAAUCUCUAUGGAGGUUACAACGUGCCACUCCAAGCCAAUCCAUUCUCUGGGGCGAUGAAAAUCCUGGAUUGCGGAGAUAUUCCCGUCACCUCGUACGACAAUGCCUGGGCGAUUCAGCAGAUUGAGGAAGGACACAACAGUGUAUUGAUGCGCAGACCUUUCACGGACGCAGACAAACAAGGAAAAUCGCAAGCUGGUAGGACUCUUCCACGAGUCAUCACUUUGGGAGGAGACCACACCAUUACUUUGCCCCUGCUGCGGAGCAUCAACAGAGCUUAUGGUCCAGUGACUGUAAUCCACUUUGAUAGUCAUCUCGACACAUGGAAGCCAAAGGUCUUCGGUGGUUCUCCUAGUGAGGUGGCUGCCAUCAACCACGGGACGUACUUCUACCAUGCUGCCAUGGAAGGACUGCUGAAGAACGAUACAAAUAUUCAUGCUGGUAUUCGCACAACUCUUUCUGGGCCAUCGGAUUAUGAAAAUGAUGGUUAUUGUGGCUUUGAGAUAGUUGAGGCUCGUGAGAUUGAUACUAUUGGUACCGAGGGUAUUAUCAAAAAGAUUCGCGACCGUGUCGGAACCGUGAACCCAGUAUAUCUAUCGAUUGAUAUUGACUCCAUCGACCCUGCUUUCGCACCCGCUACAGGAACACCCGAGACUGGCGGGUGGUCUACUCGUGAACUGAGGUCAAUCAUUCGAGGACUCGACGGUAUCAAUUUUAUCGGCGCGGAUAUUGUUGAGGUCGCACCAGCUUAUGACACCAAUGCUGAAUUGACAACCAUGGCGGCUGCCGACGUGCUUUAUGAAGUUCUCACCAUCAUGACCAAGAACGGGCCCUUAUCAGUUGGUGGCGCGACACAUGAGCUGUGA